This is a messenger RNA of Hydractinia symbiolongicarpus, 1247 nucleotides long. Its product is annotated as Krueppel-like factor 10. The transcript has 4 exons. The record is from RefSeq and is a predicted model, not a curated record. Gene Ontology annotation, molecular function: RNA polymerase II cis-regulatory region sequence-specific DNA binding; DNA-binding transcription factor activity, RNA polymerase II-specific. NCBI's taxonomy places the organism in Eukaryota, Metazoa, Cnidaria, Hydrozoa, Anthoathecata, Hydractiniidae. The coding region runs from base 117 to 1178 and encodes 353 amino acids. Gene Ontology annotation, biological process: regulation of transcription by RNA polymerase II.
UGAAAACAAAGAAAAAAUUGCACUAGGGUAGUACACCAAUAAAAAAUUCUGAUAAAUUUUAGUAUUAGUGUAGCAGAGAAGAGGAGAUUUAUUAUAAAAAAGACACUGGAGUAGUUAUGAUAAUGGAUGGAGUAAUAAAAUCACAGAAAACAUAUGUCAUUAAUGACAGUAAAAAUAAAGUUACAAGCUCGACUGACUUAGAAGCUGUGCAGUCCCUUUUAUCUCUAAGGUGCUUUCCAACUCAAGAAACUGAAUCGAUUAAAACCAAUGUUAUAUCAACUCUACCAGGAAGAAAAUCUAAAUGCAAAAUUACCUGCAAUCAAGAUAUAACUUUACCCUCACCAGUUCAACAAGAAAUCACAAAGGAAGAGCCAGUGUCAUCCACCACAGACUAUCCUAGUGUGGUGAUAAAGCGCAGUACUUCACCAUUAUCUUCCACAUCAUCUGUUUCUUCAACAAGUUCAUCAGAUGAAACUGCAGAAAAAACACCAAGCCAAACCGUAAUAUCACAAGUACAAAAUAUUGACCUUGAAACAUUCCGCGUUCUACAAAAUUUACAAAAAGUAACCGAUAUAAAAAACUUAUCAGAUCUGAAAAAUCUUCAAAAUUUGCAGACACCUGCAAUUUUAAUUUUAUAUCCACAACAACCUUUAGAUCACAACCGAGAUGCAAAUAAUCCGGAUCAAUCUAAAAAACCGGAGCCAAGUGCAUAUGAUAUAAUUAAGAGUGCUGCCUCUAUUCCUGUAAUCAGUGUGUCAUCAACUGUUAAAGAUAACGACCCAUCAAGGGAGCGUAUACACAUAUGUCCAUAUCCCAAUUGCAACAAGACAUAUUUUAAAAACUCACACUUAAAAACACACAUCAGAUCUCACACAGGUGAAAAACCAUUCAAAUGCACUUGGCCUGAGUGUGAACGUUCGUUUGCUCGAUCAGACGAAUUAGCACGUCAUAAACGUUCUCAUACUGGAGAAAGAAAAUUUCAAUGUCCUUUAUGUUCUCGGAAAUUUAUGCGUUCAGAUCAUCUUACAAAGCAUGCUAAAAGACAUAUGACCGCGAAAAAGAUUCCUGGUUGGCAACGGGAAAUCAACAAACUUAGCGAGAUGUCGUCGGUUACGUUUCAGUAUCCUUCUUUGAUAUCGGAGCAAACGUUAGCUCGAAAUAAAAUGCAAAUCGAAUAGAAGUAAUAAUUUUUUCUAUACACGCACUGAAUUUGUAUAUAUGUAUAAAAUAACUUUAAAUUUUGCUUG